CUUCAGUUCCACGAGAUAACCAAAUGGAGGUCUUUUAUUUUGAAACGACAGGCUAGCCAUGAGACCGGAAGGAGAUUUUGCUCUUUCCUCUAUACUAUAAAUAAUAUUUCGCACUUUUACACCAAACACCUCGUACAGUCUAUUUGCGCUUCGAUGUGUGCCAAUCAGGAAAGCCAAUAAAAAAAAAGAAAAAGCAGAAGCUGGUUCUGAUAGAUCACAGUGGAGUAAACACGAACAGCAUUUGAAUUGUUUCAGAUUCGGUCGCACGGGGACUUCGGGGUAAUCUGACAAAAAGAAGAAGAAGAAGAAGAAGGAAAACCUGAGAGCACCAUGUCAAUGAAUCAAAGAGCAGAAGUUCCUGAAGCCUGUUACCAGCCUGCUGAUGGAGUAACUCACUUGGGCUCACAUGUCACUGAGGUGGGCACUCUGAACACGCAGAACACUGCAGAUGCUGCUUCUAUGAAAUCAAGAAGGACCCCUAAACAAAUGAAACAAGAGGAUUCUGAAGUGGACCUUCCUGGUGCCAUGCCAGAUGGCCUGGAUCAGAUCUUCAUUAGCAGUACAACAGCGCAUUUAAUCAUAGUUAAAGAGGAGAUCUCAGAAGUGGAGCUUUCUUCCACAAUCAAAAGAGAGACACAUAGUGUAGACUGUGCUGCUAAAGCUACAUUCAAAAUUCAUACACCUAAAGAAACCCAACUAGGGAUUGUGCAGAAUACGCCAUCUUCUGUCAAGCAGGAGUGCAGGACUGGAACAGAGAAGACAAAUGAGAAGGAAUUAGGAGAGAAUUAUAUUCAGAAUGAGAGUACACAAAGCCAACAGGUGGUUUGUGGUGCUCUCCUAAUCAAAGAUGAAAGCUCAUAUCUCAGUGAAAAUCUCCAGUAUUUACAAACACAGGGCAUGCCUUACCAAUUUGCAGAAACUGAACAUGCCUAUAAGGGAGUUCACACAGGUGACAAAGUGACGCAACAGACUCUUAGUGGAGAGACUUUUACCAGAGCUACAAACCCUAAUGCCCAUCAGGGACUUCCCAUUGGGGAAAUAACAUAUUGGUGUACCGAACGUGGUAAGAUGUUUAAUCUCCCUCCUACCCUUAAUCUGCAUAAAACAAUUCACACAGUAGAGAAAUCAUUCCAAUGUACUGAAUGUGGAAAAACCUUCAGCUGUGCCGCACAGUUUAAAGUACACCAGAGAAUCCACACGGGAGAAAAACCAUACAAUUGUAGUGAAUGUGGAAAGUCUUUCAGACAGAGAGCACACCUGAGGCAACACCUGAGAAUUCACACGGGAGAAAAGCCAUUCCAGUGUCUUGAGUGUGGAAAGACCUUCAGCCGGACGACAAGAUUUAAAGAGCACCAGAGACAACACACAAAUGAAAGCCCCUACCGAUGUACUGAAUGUGGAAAAAUGUUCUGCUUUGCCGAAACUCUUAAACGCCAUCAGAGAAUUCACACAGGAGAAAAAGCAUUUCCCUGUGACCAAUGUGGGAAGACUUUUAACAGUAGAGCAGAAUACAAAAUACACCAGCACGUUCACACGGGUGAAAAACCUUUCCGGUGUACUGAAUGUGGAAAGGGUUUCAUCAGGGCAAACAGCUUGAAGGAGCACAGGAGAAUUCACACAGGAGAGAAGCCAUACCAGUGUCCUCAAUGUGGAAAGACCUUCAACAGGGCUACCAGCUUUAAAGAGCACCUGAAAAUUCACACGGGAGAGAGAGUGUUUAUAUGUAAUGAUUGUGGAAAGACUCUGAAAAGUGCUUCGGGCUUUCGAGAACAUCAAAGAAUCCACACUGGGGAGAAGCCUUAUCAGUGUAGUGAAUGUGGAAAAUCGUUCAUAUAUUGCAAACAGUUUAAGAACCACAAGAGAAUUCACACAGGAGAAAAACCGUUUGUAUGUCAUGAAUGCGGGAGAGCUUUCCAGCGUGCCGAACAAGUUAAAAUGCACCAGAGGAUCCACACGGGGGAAAAACCAUUCCAGUGUAUUACGUGUGGAAAGACCUUCAGCAGUGCAACAUUGCUUAAAGUGCAUGAGGGUAACCACACUGGGGAGAAGCCGUACCACUGCCUUACGUGUGGAAAGGCCUUCAACCGAAUUCCACUACUGCAACGACACCAGAGAACUCACACUGGAGAAAAACCGUAUCAGUGCGAUGAGUGUGGGAAGAGUUUCACCCAGGGAACGAGUCUUAAAAGUCACAAGAUGAUCCACACGGGAGAAAGGCCGUAUCGGUGCAAUGAAUGUGGGAAAACAUACAACCGGAGUAUCAGUCUGCAGUACCAUCAGAAAGUUCACACAGGAGAGAAGCCAUACCCGUGUAUGGAAUGUGGGGAGACGUUCGCAUGGAGUAGUUGUCUUAAGAGACACCAGAAACUUCACACAGGUCUUGAAGAGUUGAAUAUGGUUGAAGGACAUCUGGCAUUUGGAAACGAUUCUGAACUGCAUACUUAGAAAUGCCAAAUGUUGGGAUCUUCGGCACUUUAAGAUCAUGAUGGUGGUUUUGGGAUUUUUACACUGCUUGUUAAUGAGAUUCAUUUGUACUGAUUAUUCUCAUUAUUUUUUUGUGUUUUUUGUCUCUAAGAAUGCUUUCCAUUUGUGGGGCUGCUAUUUUUGACAUGGUCUACACCUCUUAUUUAUGGGAGAGGUGCAGCUUCUGAUCUUUAAAUUAAAGUAAAGAAUGACUCUUGUUAGAGAAAUAAAGUUGUAAGGAAAUAAUGCUAGGUUCCUGAGGUUUGAUUUCUUGACC
Erpetoichthys calabaricus (reedfish) is the source of this 2740-nucleotide messenger RNA. RefSeq names its product zinc finger protein 345-like. The coding region runs from base 331 to 2445 and encodes 704 amino acids. The record is from RefSeq and is a predicted model, not a curated record. NCBI's taxonomy places the organism in Eukaryota, Metazoa, Chordata, Cladistia, Polypteriformes, Polypteridae. The transcript is spliced from 2 exons.